AUGGAUCUUUUUGAUGUUUUUGAUGAAGAUCCUUCAGUUUCUGUCCCUGAAGAUACUCAAAAAGAAGAAGUCGUAGUUGGAGAAAAACGCACAAAUUCAGUUGCGUUAGACAACGUCUCCGACUCUCAAGAAAAUGAAAACGAAAAUGAAAACGAAAACGAAGCAAAUAAAACUACAGAUGAUUCAGUUAAGGAAAAAUCAACAAAUAGGAAAAUAAAAAAAAAUAAAACUUCAGAUGAAGUGAAAACCGUGGUCACUGAUUCUUUUGAAACCGAGGCAUCGCGUGAAGUUACCGCGUCUGCUGGUCUCAUGGCUCAAGAAGUUGUUCAAAAUGGAGAUGAACAAAAUGUUGUUUUAUCUCAUCAAGUCAGACAUCAAGUCGCACUUCCUCCAGAUUACGAGUAUAUUCCCAUUUCCCAGCAUAAAAUAGAACACCCUGCUAGAACAUACCCAUUCACCCUGGAUCCCUUUCAAAAAGUAUCUAUCAACUCAAUUGAUCGUAAUGAAUCAGUUCUUGUUUCAGCACAUACAUCAGCAGGAAAAACAGUUGUUGCAGAAUAUGCUAUUGCUCAAAGUUUACGCGAUAAACAGCGUGUUAUUUAUACAUCCCCAAUUAAAGCUCUUAGUAACCAGAAAUAUCGUGAACUUCUUGAGCGAUUUCAAGAUGUUGGCUUAAUGACUGGUGAUGUUACUAUUAAUCCUGAUGCAUCAUGCCUUGUCAUGACUACAGAAAUUCUUAGAUCAAUGCUUUAUAAGGGAUCCGAAGUUAUGCGUGAAGUUGCAUGGGUUGUUUUUGACGAAAUUCAUUACAUGAGAGAUCCUGAACGUGGUGUAGUUUGGGAGGAAACAAUUAUUUUACUUCCUGAUAAGGUUCAUUAUGUUUUCUUAUCUGCGACUAUUCCUAACGCUAUGCAAUUUGCUGAAUGGGUUUGCAAAACUCAUAACCAGCCAUGUCACGUUGUUUACACUAACUUUCGACCUACCCCCCUUCAACAUUAUCUUUUCCCUGCAGGUGGCAGUGGCAUCCAUCUUGUCGUCGAUGAGAAGGGCAAUUUUAGAGAAGAAAAUUUCCAAAAGGCCAUGGGAAGCUUGGGUGAAAAGAUGGGUGAAGAUCCAGCUUCUAUUGAUGCUAAACAUAAAAAAGGAAAAAUUUCCAAAGGUGGAAAACAAGACCUGGGUGAUAUUUACAAAAUUGUUCGCAUGAUUAUGCAAAAGAAUUUUAAUCCUGUCAUUGUUUUCAGUUUUUCUAAACGUGAAUGCGAAUCACAUGCAUUGAAACUUUCCAAGCUAAAUUUCAACUCAAGUGAUGAAGUUGAAAUGAUUGAUAAAAUUUUUACUAAUGCAAUGAGCUCUUUGUCUGAAGAUGAUCGGAAAUUGCCCCAAAUUUCACAUAUUUUACCCCUUUUAAGAAGAGGUAUUGGUAUUCAUCAUUCUGGUCUCCUUCCCAUUCUUAAAGAAGUCAUUGAAAUUCUUUUUCAAGAAGGUUACAUUAAGGUUCUUUUCGCUACAGAAACAUUUUCUAUCGGUCUUAAUAUGCCUGCUAAAACCGUUGUUUUUACCAAUGUUAGAAAAUUUGAUGGUAAAAAUUUCAGAUGGGUUUCUGGUGGAGAAUAUAUUCAAAUGAGUGGACGUGCAGGAAGAAGAGGUCUUGAUGAUCGUGGUAUUGUUAUUUUGAUGAUUGACGAACAAAUGGAACCUGCUGUUGCAAAAGGAAUGGUUAAAGGUGAGGCUGACAGAUUAGAUUCUUCAUUCCAUCUUAGUUAUAAUAUGAUUCUUAAUCUUCUUCGAGUCGAAGGAAUUUCUCCAGAGUUUAUGCUUCAACGAUGUUUUUAUCAAUUCCAAAAUCAUGAACAUAUACCCGAGUAUAAAAAGAUGUUUACCGAAGUGGAGGAAAAACUUGCUGCUAUUCAUAUUGAAAAUGAAGAGGCAAUUCGGGAAUAUUAUGAUUUACGUGAACAAAUUAAACUUUUUUCCGAUGAUGUUCGCACAGUUAUUACCCUUCCAACUCAUAUUAUUCCUUAUUUACAACCUGGGCGUCUGUUAAAAGUUAAAAUAAAUGGAACAGAUUUUGGAUGGGGUGCUGUUGUUUCUUUUGAUCGCAGAAACCCACCAAAGAAUAAGAAAAUAGAACUAUCCCCUCACGAGUCAAUCAUUGUUGAAGUUCUGCUUUGGGUCACAAAGGCUUCUCCCACAAAUCUUCAGCGCAAAAAGAGCCCAUUUUUACACCCAGGAAUAACCCAUUCUUUGGAUCCAAAUGAAGGGAAAAUGGAAUCACUUUGGAUUACUUUAGACUCAAUUCAAAAACUGAGUAAUCUUAAGAUUCGUGUACCUAAAGAUCUUUCAUCUCCUAACCAACGGAAGUCUAUCAAACGUAACAUUGACGAAGUUUCUCGACGUUUCCCCGAUGGUAUUCCCAGCCCAGAUCCUGUUGAAAACAUGAAGAUUGUUGACGAUUCCUUUCUUAAACUGAUAAGAAAAAUUGAGGUUUUGGAAACUAAACUACAUGCAAAUCCUCUUCACAAUUCUCCAGAUCUUGAGGAACAAUUCAACAAAUAUUCUGAAAAGGUCGCUCUCAUUCAAGAGCGUAAGAAAAUCAAAUCUAAAUUAUCUGAUGCUUACUCGAUAUUGCAACUAGAUGAACUUCGGUGCCGCAAACACGUUUUACGACAAUUGGAGUUUACAACACAGGACGAUAUUGUCGAACUUAAGGGAAGAGUUGCAUGUGAAAUUUCCAGUGGUGAUGAACUUGUUAUUACAGAAAUGAUUUUCAACGGUAGUUUCAGCAAUUUAACUCCUGAGCAAUGCGCUUCAUUACUCAGCUGUUUUGUUUUUGAUGAAAAAACGCGCGAAGCACCUGUACUUUCUCCUGAACUUAAAAUACCUUAUGAUUCACUUUGUGAGAUUACAAAAAGAGUUGCUCAAGUUUCGAAACAAUGCAAAAUUAACAUUAAUGUCGAUGAUUACCAAGCAAAGUUUAAAAUGGAAUUGAUGGAUGUCGUAUACCAUUGGUGCCAAGGUGCGACUUUUGCUCAGAUAUGUCGUAUGACUGACGUUUAUGAGGGCAGUUUGGUUCGUUUAUUCCGUCGUCUUGAAGAACUGAUUUUGCAGGUUGGAGAGGCGGCAAAAAUUAUGGGAAAUACAGAUAUUCAAGAUAAAAUGAACAAGGCAUUAACUUUGAUCAAGAGAGAUAUGAUUUCUGCUUCAUCUCUUUAUCUUUAA
Molecule: messenger RNA, 3219 nt
Organism: Magnusiomyces paraingens
Lineage: Eukaryota; Fungi; Ascomycota; Dipodascomycetes; Dipodascales; Dipodascaceae
Exons: 2
Coding region: 1-3219 (1072 amino acids)
Biological process (GO): RNA catabolic process; maturation of 5.8S rRNA
Cellular component (GO): nucleus
Molecular function (GO): RNA helicase activity; RNA binding; ATP binding
Source: RefSeq, a predicted model, not a curated record